Dichomitus squalens LYAD-421 SS1 is the source of this 954-nucleotide messenger RNA. RefSeq lists its product as uncharacterized. The coding region runs from base 63 to 596 and encodes 177 amino acids. Lineage: Eukaryota; Fungi; Basidiomycota; Agaricomycetes; Polyporales; Polyporaceae. The record is from RefSeq and is a predicted model, not a curated record. The transcript is spliced from 5 exons.
CCUCUAAAUCCUCGUCCGUUCUCAUACCCACUUUGAGAUUCCUUACGCGCGCCCGGGUUACGAUGUCCAAAUUGCACCGCGAUAUAGAGGAGCUCCGGAGCGGUACUCAGUCUCCGCGCCCUGAGACGCCUGAGCCGGACUCGAGACAGGGCAGACGGAACCGCCCCGAGGCAGGGGUGCAGCUUCUAGACGAUGAUGGUGCUGUGUCGCUGCAGUUAGAGUCGUGUUUGAAGCAUAUCUUUGCGAAGUACUGCACACCGAAGGCGUCCGCGCAGAGGCAUGGGGAGCUCCUUGAGCCACCGGAGGGCGCGUACCUAUCACCGGAAGGACUGGACUCCUGGGCGCGAGAUACGAACGGCGCGCCGUUCGAUGAUGCAACUAAGGAGGAGCUGCUGGAGUUCAUGGAUGUAACAGACAAUGGAGGCUUGACAUUCAAAGGUUUCAUGCAAGUCUACCAGUUGCAAACGGAGAAUGACGAAGAAGAAACUUGGAGAGAUCUCUCUGCACACGGCUUUGAUCGAACACUGCGGCUCGUAGCUACUAGAAGGGAAGACAGUGACAGCGACCCUCGGUUUCCUGCGCAAAUAUCUUCAUAGCAGGGAGCGUCCCAUGCAUCUUCCAUAGUAUCGCGACUGCUACCGAAGCUCAAUAUCGCGUCAUGCGGCCUCGUCUUGGCAUGCAUGAAUACUUCUUAUGGGUAUGCUACAGAUGUUCGGGCAGGGGUCCCAUGCACCUCGCUAUGCAGCCGUCGCCGGAUCCAGGAUGUGGCAAACCACGAUGAAAGACGAACAGUAUCAGAAGACUUACGAUUACCGUUUGAUGUUAUACAUGUACACGCCCGAAGUUAAGUCGUCCAUAUACCCCAUUAGCAACAAGACUUCCCUCCUUCACGUCUUAAGCACUAGCUUCCAUAUCUCCACACCAUCCCAGUCUCCUCUUUGCCACCGGGCGCCG